Molecule: messenger RNA, 2514 nt
Organism: Naegleria gruberi
Lineage: Eukaryota; Heterolobosea; Eutetramitea; Acrasida; Naegleriidae
Exons: 1
Coding region: 1-2514 (837 amino acids)
Source: RefSeq, a predicted model, not a curated record
AUGCCACCCUCAAUAACUGCAAGUAACGAGAAACUAAAAUCAAAGAAAACGACAAAGAGGAAAAAUGAAGAGGAAUAUAUUCCUUUUGAUAAUGAUGAAUUUAUUGAGGCAGAGGAUGAAACUACGAAAGCAAAAAAACCAACAAAAACAAAUAUUAAGGUUACUACUCACAACAAUCCUGUGCCAAGCACACCCAAAAAGAGAAAAACAGGAUCUACUGUUGACUUUGUUCCUGUAACCACCCCAUCCACAUAUACAAAUUCAAACCAUAAUCCUGUUAAAGUGGAUUUUUGCCAGUCAGACCUGGCUAACGAUGAUAGCCUGUUUAAAAUACCAUUUAUUAACAGAGAAUAUGUUUCUCAACAAUUAGCAGAAUCUCUAUUACUCCAAAAAUCCACACAAAAAGGAAUCCUGCCAAUUUUGAGCCAACAUUUUGGAAGUGGAAAGACAGCCCUUGUUGAAAACUUUAGACAAGUUUUAACAAGAAACAAUAUUUCUCUUGUUGGCACAGAAGAAAAUGUCAAGAGUUUGAUGCAGGCUGCCUUGGUUUAUUUGGACGUAUCAAUUGAGGCUCCUUCUGAUAAGUUUGAGGAUUUAGAUUUAAAAGGUAUUUUUUUUGAAAAUUGCUUGGAAAGAACAUGUGAUGCUUUAAAACAGGUUGAUGCAACAUUCUUGGACGAAUCAGAAAAGGAAAAAUUGAAAAUGAGUUUGUCUGUGAUUCAGAAUAUGGUUUGUAAUGAAGAACCACUCUACUUGCAUCAGAAAGUUGUUGCCUCAUUCAAGGAUUGUGGUAACAUUUUCAACUUUUUUCAAAGAUGGUCAAAAAACCAACUUUUUCCCUUACUUUUAUUUUUUGAUGAAUUUUCCCACUUGGGAGAGAGUGUAAUUCUCAAAUUUUGGCAAAGGUUGAAACUGCUCUUUGGAUGUACAAACCCUGGAAAAACUAUUAGAUAUCCAGGUAUAUAUAUUGUGGUUGCUGGUAAAUCGGCUGCCCUCGCCAAAUUAGGAAGAGGUUUCAUUGUUUCUCCAACGCCAUCUAUUCACAUUGUAUUGGACAUGCUGAAAGUUGAGCAUAUAGCUGAACUGAUAACUGAGUUAGAAAUUUCACCAAACAAAAGUAUUACAAUGAAACAAUUUUUGGAACAGGAAUUCAAAAUUGGGAAACAUUUUGAGUUUUUUUGUAAAGUUCUUCAUGAAUAUUCUGGAGGAAUACCUAGACUAAUUAUCAAAACAGCAUUCUCUUUUGUGGACUAUUGGCGUAGAACAGGAAAAGCAGUGGAAUUGUCUUCACGAGAAAAAAUUGAGCUAGUAUUUAAAAGUUUCAAAACAAGUGAAAUAUUGAGCCAUGUAAGAAACCUUUCUGAAAUAAUUCCAUUAACAUUUGAGGCUGACCAUCCUUCAUAUUCAACCUUGAAAAGAUUUUUCUAUUUUGCAACUGUCGGAAUUCCAGUAGAACCAAAAGCAAAUAUGAUUGAUCUAAUAUAUGAUUUGAAUAUUGGAGUGGAAACCAUGUUGGUAGCAGAGGAAGAUGUUUCACACCAAUAUUUUCGACCAAUUGUUCCAAAAUUUAUUUCACUUUCAGAAAUAGAAAUACCUGAAAAAAUUCAAAUGUUGCAACAAAUAUUCUCUCAUGGAUUUAAAGAGUCUCAAUAUGUUGACAAAGGAGCAUUGCUAGAAAUACUUGUACGAGAUACCAUCAUUAGCAAAAUUGUUUUUCUUAUCACAGAAAACAAGUUGAAAGGAGGCAAAUGGAAAACAAUACAUCCAUGUUUUGCAAAAUCAAAUCUCUUGAGAGAUAAAAUUGUCAAGAUGGAUACACAGUAUGUGAGAUACAUGCCAAAAAUUAUUACCAGCAAUAAGGCCAAGUGUCAUAAAGAUUCAGAAUACUUUGAAAUGGAUAUUCCUUGGGACCAUACAGCAUCUGAUCAAAACUGGAAAAAAGUGAAACAAGUCUUUUUUAUUGGUGAUUGCCUUGUUCAUCCAGCUCCUAAAUCAAGGUCAAGUGAUUUUUACAUCAACCUCCCUCCUGAUUGUGCACUUGCUUUUGCAGUUAAGAAUUAUCCAAAAACUGUAUUUUCAAUUCAAAUGCUACAACAAGAGAUUGAUACGUGUUUUUUAUCUACACAGAAAGGCACUUUUUCAAAGAUUACAUUAUUCGUAUUUUGUAGUGGUAUUGAACAUUCUGAUCUUAAUAACUAUUGCGAUCGUGAUGGAUGUUUGGUUCUUGAAUCUGGAGUUUAUGAGUUUGAGGAGAAUAAUACUAUCAAAACAACUCAAUCAAGUUUUAAACCAGUUUUUAAAAAACUUAGAAAUACACCAAAUAAUAUAUCAGAGUACUCACCGCCACACCACGAUCUCAAAAUUUAUAUCCCUGACGACAUGGAAGUUAUCGUUUUAGGCAAGCAAAGUUUUGACUCUUUUUUCAAUGAAAAUGAUAGGUCAUUAUUGCAACGCUUAUCAACAGACUUGCCAACUGUUCAACACCUAGAAAGCAUUUUACCAAAUAUUUAUUAA